AUGAACCAGUACUACCAGGUCCUGUCCUCGUGUCGCGUCCCCGGCCUGAAGAGAGACACGGUGGUCAACCACUCCCACAGCUCCAGGCCUCCCACUCACAUCACUGUGGUGCACAAUUUCCAGGUAAGGUAGUGCGGCUGAGAAUUUGUUGUCCUGCAGCUAUAUCGGUCCACUAAUACAAGAAAGGCCCAGUGCCCUACUUUUGUGAGAAAAAUCAAAUUAAAAAUAAACAAAAUAUGUUUUCAUAUUUUGGGGGAAUUCUGAUUUUUCUCUGGGUGCUGCAGAACCCUCAGCACACCUACAUCCUGCGGCUAUGCUCCCGUCUCUCUUCCUCCAUCAGUUCUUUGUGCUGGACCUGUAUAACAGCGACAGCACCCCAAUGACGGUAGACCAGCUGUACAUGCAGCUGGAGAAGAUCUCGAACUCCUCGCUGCAGACCAACAAGGAGCCCAUUGGAAUCCUCACCUCCAACCAAUGCAACACCCGGGUCAAGGCCUACAACAACCUCAUCAAGGGUGAGGAAACCUGGAGAGUGGAGACGAGACACAUAGGCAGGGAAUGAGGGGGGAGGGGACGCUCCUAAAGUCGCUCCUCGUCUUGUGUGCUUUUACUUUGCUUGUGUUGAUGUGAAAGGACUGGGCCAGGACUAGGUUAGAGCUUGGUUAGAACUUGGUUAAACUGGGUCUGAAGCUGGUUUGAACUAGUCUGAGACCAUGAGCGCUGAUCUAGAAUCAGAUCCCCCUUUUAUUCAUUAUGAUUUAAAAAGCAAAACUGAUCCUAGAUCAGCAUUACUACUUUAAGAUGCUUUGUGAAUAAGGGCCCAGAACUGGGUCAGAAGUGGAUAAGAAAUUAUUCAGAAGAACUAGGUCAGAACUGGGUUAAGGUUGGUGUGAAUACAAAGGAGAUAGGCAUCCACCAAUACAUAUCUACAUUCCCUCCCCCCUUUCCUCCACCUAGAUAAGACUAAUAAGGACUUGGUGCGGGCCAUCCAGAAGAGCAUCUUUACAGUGCAUCUUCUGGGCGCUCCCAUGCCCUGCGUCUCUGACGAGUUGUACUGCAGCCGGGCCGCUGUCCAGAUACUCUACGGAGGGAGCAGUCGCUGGAACACCGGCACCGCUGGUUCAAAAAACCCUGCAGGUGACACUACACACACACUUGUAUACAUACACACACACACACAUACACAUACAGUAGUAUAUACACUACCGGUCAAAAGUUUUAGAACACCUACUCAUUCAAGGGUUUUUCUUUAUUUUUACUAUUUUCUACAUUGUAGAAUAAUAGUGAAGACAUCAAAACUAUGAAAUAACACAAAUGGAAUCAUGUAGUAACGAAAAAAUAAAUGUUAUAUUUGAGAUUCUUCAAAUAGACACCCUUUGUCUUGAUGACAGCUUUGCACACUCUUGGCAUUCUCUCUACCAGCUUCACGAGAUGGCUUGCAUAAUCAAUGCUUGGAGUUUGUCAGAAUUUGUGGGUUUUUGUUUGUCCAUCCGUCUCUUGAGGAUCAACCACAAAUUCUCAAUGGGAUUAAGGUCUGGGGAGUUUCCUGGUCAUGGACCCAAAAUUUCGAUGUUUUGUUCCUCGAGCCACUUAGUUAUCACUUUUGCCUUAUGGCAAGGUGCUCCAUCAUGCUGGAAAAGGCAUUGGUCGUCACCAAACUGUUCUUGGAUGGUUGGGAGAAGUUGCUCUCAGAGGAUGUGUUGGUACCAUUCUUUAUUCAUGGCUGUGUUCUUAGGCAAAAACGUGAGUGAGCCCACUCCCUUGGCUGAGAAGCAACCCCACAUAUGAAUGGUCUCAGGAUGCUUUACUGUUGGCAUGACACAGGACUGAUGGUAGCGCUCACCUUGUCUUCUCCGGACAAGGUGUUUUCCGGAUGCCCCAAAUAAUCGGAAAGGGGUUUCAUCAGAGAAAAUGACUUUACCCCAGUCCUCAGCAGCCAAUCCCUUUACCUUUUGCAGAAUAUCAGUCUGUUCCUGAUGUUUUUCCUGGAGAGAAGUGGCUUCUUUGCUGCCCUUCUUGACACCAGGCCAUCCUCCAAAAGUCUUCGCCUCACUGUACGUGCAGAUGCACUCACACCUGCCUGCUGCCAUUCCUGAGCAAGCUCUGCACUGGUGGUGCCCCGAUCCCGCAGCUGAAUCAACUUUAGGAGACGGUCCUGGCGCUUGCUGGACUUUCUUGGGCGCCCUGACGCCUUCUUCACAACAAUUGAACCUCUCUCCUUGAAGUUCUUGAUGAUCCGAUAAAUGGUUGAUUUAGGUGCAAUCUUACUAGCAGCAAUAUCCUUGCCUGUGAAGCCUUUUUGUGCAAAGCAAUGAUGACGGCACGUGUUUCCUUGCAGCUAACCAUGGUUAACAGAGGAAGAACAAUGAUUUCAAGCAUCACCCUCCUUUGAAAGCUUCCAGUCUGAGUUAGAAUAACAAUCAGCAUGACAGAGUGAUCUCCAGCCUUGUCCUCGUCAACACUCUAACCUGUGUUAACGAGAGAAUCACUGACAUGAUUGCAGCUGGUCCUUUUGUGGCAGGGCUGAAAUGCAGUGGAAAUGUUUUUUUGGGAUUAAGUUCAUUUUCAUGGAAAAGAGGGACUUUGCAAUUAAUUGCAAUUCAUUUUAUCACUCUUCAUGACAUUCUGGAGUAUAUGCAAAUUGCCAUCAUCAAAACUGAGGCAGCAGACUUUGUGAAAAUUAGUAUUUGUGCCAUUCUCAAAACUUUUGACCACGACUGUAUAUAUAUAUAUAUAUAUAUAUAUAUCUAUAUAUAUAUCACACACACACACACAAUGUAUAUUAAACACACAACACACAGACCCUGUAUGUAUUUUGCCCUUCUUGAAGUAGUCUGUCAAGUGUUCCUGACUUUUCCCGUUUCCCAUGUUUCCAGUUUAUCAUUGGAGAUGACGGGUCAUGUGGUCUUAUGAAUGAGCACGCCCCCCGCCGAAGGCCCGCCCAUGUCCUUGAUUGACCACGUCGUCAAGUACACGUAAGGACACCACUGUUGGGUCAUCUCGUUAAUUUACACAACACUGUCUCUUCAAUCACUCACUCAUCCCUGUUGUGCCGGCUGUGCAUAGGGCAGCAACAAAUGUAACUUGUAAAAUCAUUUAGUGACGUCAAUGGAAGAUUUUUGGAAAAUGUUGAUCUACUCCGCCGUGUCUGCAGGUAGAAUUCACCCCUUAAUGAGUACAAUGGCGUUUGAAACCCAUGCCCUGAUGGUUUCCUGCCAUGUUCCUAACAGGAAGAAGUCUGAGAUGGUGGGUACCCAAAUGGUCCCCCUGCCCAUGCCCCAGAAACUAUGUUUCAACAUCACGCCCGAGAUCAAGAAGGACAUAGAGAAGGCUAAGGCUAAGCAGAACGUCAACAUGUUAGAGCGUAGAUAUACAGAUUCACUAUCUUAAUUAGAAAAUAAUCCUGCAAAAACAGGAAAUGUAAAUUAUAUAAAAUUGACAUUUUUGUACAUUUUACAUUUGAGUCAUUUAGCAGACGCUCUUAUCCAGAGCGACUUACAGUUAGUGAAUACAUAUAUAUAUAUAUUUUUUUAUACUGGCCCCCCGUGGGAAUCGAACCCACAACCCUGCCGUUGCAAACACAAUGCUCUAUCAACUGAGCUACAUCCCUGCCGGCCAUUCCCUCCCCUACCCUGGACGACACUGGACCAAUUGUGCGCCGCCCAUGAGUCUCCCGGUCGCGGCCGGCUGCGACAGAGCCUGGAUUCGAACCAGGAUCUCUAGUGGCACAGUUAGCACUGCGAUGCAGUGCCUUAGACCACUGCGCCACUCAGGAGUACACCAUUUGUAGGGGUUGAUACAUUUUUUCGUUAGGGAAAAUCAAGUCAAUUUUUUAAGUGGAAAUUACACACUUCAGAAGCUUUUUCAUACCUUGAAUACACUACAAUUUGUAUUAUUUGUACAGAGUGAUCAAAUUUGGAUAGCGGAUCUGUACUGCACAUAUGUGUAUGUUCUAGUUCUGUUUCUAUGUUAGAGGUACAUGCUACAUACUGUACAUUAUAUGUAGGAUCUUAAUUUGAACUAGUUUGCUACAGCAGGAAAAUAAUCCUGCAGCAACUGGAAAUGUAAAUUAUGUGGAUUAUAAUAAAAACUUUUUUUUAUAGUGGUUUAUACAUUUUUCAUAAGGUAAAAUCAAAUUAGAAACUUCAAAGUGGGAAAUUAUAAACUUCAGAAGCUGUUUUGAACCUCAAAUACACUACAAGUUGUACAUAUCCUGCAACAGGUUGAUCAAAUUAAGAUCCUACAUCUGUAGCAGUGGUGGUCACUUGCCUUGGUCCUGGAGAGCUGUAGGGGGUUCCAGGCUUUUGUUCCAGCCCAACGCUAACACACCUGAAUCAACUAAUCUUAUUUUCAAGACCUUGAUUACAUAUUAUACAGGCCUACGUAUAUAUUUAUGAAAAACAGUUUUGAUGUAUUCAAUUAUGAAUGUAUAUAUUUGUGUAGGCCUACCCUCUAAUAUUCUACAUAUUGUCAUCUACCCUCCAGAAUGGUGCAUGACCUGGAUGUCAAAGUCAUUGUCUUCUCACACUAUGGCAAGAACGUCCCCAAGACUCACAAGAUGAGCCCCAAUGCCUUCAUCCAGCUGGCCUACUACAGGUGAGUAUACACACCAUGCUAAUUACAUUUGAGUGCUUAUUUCAGUGACUGCAAAGAGCUAUGUCAUGCCUGCAUUGCUUUACAAUGACCAGUUGAGGGCACCAGAUAGCAAAAUAUUCCCCAACCGUAGACUGUACCAGGCCUGGAAUUUCGUGAUUUUUAGGGGUAAGGCCUUCAAGAGGUGCCCAAUCUGCCAGGGCACCAAGGCCAUAAACCAAAAUAGCCAAUUAAAUUCAUUAGAAAAACAAAAAACACUAGCUAUUCUGUUAAGAAAAACAUAAGUGUAUGCAAAUGUCUUAAAAGUAUUAGCCUACAUGUCAAAGUGUAGGUGAUAGACUAUUGGCUACAGCCUCUCAUGUCCACACAGAUGCUGACAUGAGCCGCCAGAAAAUGUAGCCAAACGUUAAUAUAUUUGUCGACAUGUUUGACAAAUAUAAUAUAGGAUAAUUAACAUUAACGUCUAAAGACUUGAUUCUGUUGACAUACAGUCGCGACCAAAUAUAUUGGCACUCUUUAACUUUUCUUAAAUAAUUCCCUAUUUCUUCUAAAAUAAGUUGAAGUUGAAAAAACGUAGUCUCCACACCUUGUUUUGGGGAUUUUCAACAUUGUAGAACCAAUUUUAUUUUUGUAAACUUAUGUUUAUGAUUUUAAUUGCCCCCCCCGGAGCUUGUACUUGGUUGCACAGCCUUUGGCCAAGAUACUGCCGAAAAAUUCUUCUUGUAGCCAUCAAUAAGCUUGCUGCACCUGUAGCGUGCUUAAUUCGGCGUUGUGUCUGAAAUAAGGUCACUCUGAGAACUGGAUUGAUUUGUGGGGAUUUAUUUGCCACCUGCAGAGAGUUGACAAAAACAGGUUGCAGAGUCAGCUCUUGCACACAUGCUCUCGCACACCUUCUCCCAAAGAUAGGCAGAUGAGAGGUCACAAAAAUGUAUUGUGGCGCACAAAUGCAGUGCACCUAGCACACCACAACACAUUCACCACAGUACAAAAUAAAACACACAAAUGACAAUUUGCAAUUCUCAUUAUAAAUUAUUCUACAUCAUACCUGCAGAGUUGACAAAAACCGGUUACAGUGUCAGCACUUGCGCACAUGCUCUCACGCACCUGUCAGGGCACAGCAAACCACUAACUACAUGAAAACAAUACACCAUCAUACACCAUAUGCUGCGCUGCUAACCGAGCUAAAUACAUUUUUUUUAAACACGCUCGUGCAUGGCAAAUAUAAUAUACAAUGAGAAUUGCAGAAAAAUAUAUAAAUACAAAUGACAAAACUUUUCUCCCGCUUGAAAUAACAUAUUUACAUGUUUUUACACUUAAAAAUAGAGGAGUAGAGGACAACAUACCUUCUCUCAAGGAUAGGCAGACAAGAGAGGAUGAUAAAAGGGGAACCAAACAAAUGGACCAAACCAACCAAGGAUGCACUAUCAUACCUGACUACAAUUUUUUUAAAACAUGAGAUAAUACAGUUUAGUGCUUUUACAUAAAAUAAAAUGACAAUGGAAUGCAAAUUAAUACAAAAAUAAAUGUAUCACCUCUUGAGUUGACCCAUUGACCCAGUCCUCUCUGCUCUAUCAAAAUAAAAGUCCUCUGUACAAUUCCUUCAAAAUAAAAUGCCUGUGCAUAAUAUAGGGUAACAACAUCACUCUGCUGCACACUUUUCCACUGGCAAUGUGUCCCACUCUUCAGCAGCAAACUAUGGAAGUCCAGAGAGGACAUAGAAUACAAAUAAAAUGACCCUUGUUAUUUCGAGAUCACAACUGAUUUUUCUCACUACAUAACAAAAGUUGUUUUGUCAAGAUCACAAGAUAAUGUUCUCGUGAUCAUGACAUAACAAAAGUUGUUUUUUUCGAGAUCACAAGAUAAUCAAAAGUACCGCUGUUCAGAUUCACGAUAACCACAUCAUGAAGGAGCCUUGUGGCUGCGUUGAUCGCAAUGCGCUCGUGGGGCAUUUAAGCCCUGAACAAUGCCUGACAGGCAGCUCUGUCUCCAAGGCUGCGUGCCAAUCGCAUGUAAGGAACAACGCAGCUAACUUGGCUGGUCUUGUGAGCUAGCUAGUUAUAUAGGUAGUGUUGUUAGCUAGCUAGCUUGUUAUCUAUGCUGGUUGUUAGCUUGCAUAACUGAUAUGUGUAAAAGUAUAAGAGACACUAAAUGUUUUGUGGAUAAUAUAACAAUUUACAGUGGGUGAGCUAAAUUCCUGACAGGCUGAUCAGAUUCAAUUUCAGCCUCAGAGGUUGAUAAGUCAGGAUGCUUCCUUGUAGGCUGUUUCAUAGGUAAGGCUCCUUGCAGGCAAAUUAGCUGUCAAAGUGCUUUAUAAGCAGAUGCAUGUCUGAUCCAGAGGGUGAGCUCUACUCCUGGCAGGCUGAUCACCUAUGAAAAAGCCUACAAGGCAGAAACCUGACUUAUCAGCCUCUGAGGCUGCUAUUGAAUCUAUUCAACCUGUCAGGAAUGGAUGUAACCCACUCUGUAAAUGUAAAUAUUAUCCAUAAAACAUGAAGUGUCUGUUAGAAUUACACUGCUCUUUCCAUGACAUAGACUGACCAGGUGAAUCCAGGUGAAAACGAUGGUCCCUUAUUGAUGUCACCUUUUAAAUCCACUUCAAUCAGUGUAGAUGAAGGGAAGGAGACAGGUUAAAUAAGGAUUUUUAAGCCUUGAGACAAUUGAGACAUGGAUUGUGUAUGUGUACCAUUCAGAGGGUGAAUGGGCAAGACAAAAUAUUUAAGUGCCUUUGAACGGCAUAUGGUAGUAGGUGCCAGGUGCACCAGUUUGAGUGUCCACCAUCCAAAGGACAUCCAGCCAACUUGACACAACUGUGGGAGGCAUUGGCGUCAACAUGGGCCAGCAUCCCUGUGGAACGCUUUCGACACCUUGUAGCGUCCAUGCCCCGACGAAUUGAGGCUGCUCUGAGGGCAAAAGGGGGUGCAUCUCAAUAUUAUGCACUCAGUGUAUACACAUCAGUUAUGCAGGAUAACAACCACAUAUAUAACAAGCUAGCUAGCAAAAAGCCACUUAAUCAUGCCUUAAUCCUGGGAAAAUAGUCUUUGGACAAAUUAAACAAAAUUAGAGCUCUUUGACAGUACAGAUCAGCGCUGUGUUUACUGACAACAAAAUGAAGCAUUCGAUGAAAAGAACACCCUCCCUACAAUCACACAUGGGGAGGUUUGAUAAUGCUGUGGGGUUGCUUUGCUGCAUCUGGUACUGGGGGCCUUGAACGUGCAUGCACAAGGCAUCAUGAAAUCAGCAGAUUAUCAGGUAUCCAAUGUUCAACCCAUUGUCCAAAAACUGGGUCUCCAUUGAAGGUUGUGGGUCUCCAGCAUGACAAUGACUGUCACGAUCGUCAGGGAGAGACCAAGGCGCAGCGUUGAAUGCGAACAUUAUAUUUAUUGGAAUGAUCACACGAUCAAAACAACAGACGAAAACGUGAUGUCUACGGUUGAACACAAACCAAAUAAGAACAAGAAACCACAAACACAAAGUGAAAGACAGACAGUUAAAUAAGGCUCCCAAUCAGAGACAACCAGCUGACACUCGUUGCCUCUGAUUGGGAGUCACUCAGGCCAACAUAGAAAUACAAACAUAGAAUUACACACCCUGGCUCAACAUAACAGUGUCCCCAGAGCCAGGGCGUGACAAUGACCCAAAACAUACAUCAAAAAGCACCCAGGAAUGGUUCAAGAAGAAACACUGGACUGUUCUGGAUUGGUCGGCGUAGAGUCCAGAUCUGAAGCACAUCCAAAACCAAUGGCGAGAUCUGAAAAGCAGUUGGUCGAGGGCACCCCUCAAACAUUGAAGAAUUAGAGCAGUUCGCUGUUGAGUGGGCAAAAUCUUUCAAUUUCCAUUUAUUUUAGAAUACAUUUUUGUGAAUUAUUUAAGAAAUUUGCAAGGGUGCCUAUAUAUUUGGCCGCAACUGUACUUGAGGCACGGUUCGUUCAGAUAGGAGAGAAAGGCCAGUGCCUGUUGCGCAUCGCAACAUCACCCACCUUGCAAUCUGAAUAGAGAGUCAGCAUUUUAAAACUAUUUAACCAUACAGUUUAGUCAUUUAGCAGAUGCUCUUAUCCAGAGCGACUUCCAAUUAGUGAGUGCAUAUAUUUUUCAUACUGGCCCCCGUGGGAAACGAACCCACAAACCUUGCGUUGCAAGCGCCAUGCUCUACCAACUGAGCUACAGGAGGGCCAUAAACUUAAUUAUUUAAAACCUCAUUUUAUGAGGCAUGUCUUACAUUGUUUCAAAGUAGCCUAGAAAAAUCCAACCAUAGAAAUGUUGAGGGAAUUAUUUAAUAAACACUUCCUCAUAUGCCAUUGAAACCAGCAUUUCUCUCAUGUUCUAUUGGGUUUCAAUUUAACUUUCUUUCAUAACCGAUGAUAGUUGUUGCAUCUUUAGAUCACACCUCUUUCUAAAUUGCAUUUUGGAACAUUCGUGCGUAUAGUCUACUGCCGUGUGCGCAUUGCUUCACUUAUAUUUUGAAGAAAUAAUAGUUGAUCAACAUUUAAUCUAAACGUUCUGAUCUGUUGCAUCAGCCUCACUGCUUUUUAAAAUUGUUUUAAAGUACAGUGGUAUGAAUUUAGGCUCUAUCAUCCCACAACUGUCCCAGAGUCUGUUUGGAAAAUGUCUUACUCGCACAGAACAAAAAACUAACCAAUAGAAUAGGUAACGUUUUCUACUAUGGGGUUUAGUAGAUUGACAUAGGCUAGUGAUUUUGCUAAGAAGGACGCACGCUGUUGCAUCCCCGAUGUGUCUGUCUUCACUUGUACUUCGGAGCUGCCAGGCCUGUGAGAAGGACCCGAUCACGUGACAGGCAUUAGCUAAUAAACAUUUUGAUAUCUGAGAGAGCCAUGUAAGUGAGAGGUGCUUCAGAGCACCGAUGAUUGUCAGCCGGGCAAAGGGAAUUAUAAUUAUUAUAUUCAGCCCAAGGGCACAACGGCCACUCAAGGGGGAAUUCGAGGCCUGGACUGUACCAAUGCAAUACACGGGAUGACCAUCAGACGAGAUGCGAGAGAGACCGCAGGAGCAAGGAGGCGAGAGAGAGGAACGCAGAGAGGGAGAGAGAGAGAUAGAGAGAGCGAGACGAGAGAGAGGGAGAGCGGAGAGAGCGCGCGAGAGAUGAGAGAUAGAGCAAGAGUAGAGCGAGAGGAGCGAGAGAGAGAGCGAGAGAGAGGCGGAGAGAGAGAGCGAGAGAGAGAGAGAGCGCGAGCGAGACGAGAGGAGAGAGAGUAGAGAGAGAGCUGAGCGACGGCGAGAUGCGAGCGAGAGAGGAGAGAGCGGAGAGCGAGAGCGAGAGACGAGAGAGAGCAUCGCACGAGAGAGCGAGCUCUCUCUCUCUCUCUCUUCUCUCUCCUUCCGCUCUCUCUCUCUCUCUCUUCUCUCUCUCUCUCUCUGCUGUCUCUCUCUCUCUCUCUCUCUCUCUCUCUCUCUCUCCUCUAUCUAUCAGGAUGUACCGCGCUGGUUUCACACUGACACCAUCCGUUCCUGCUCCAUCGACUUGGCUAACUUUGUCAAGGCCAUGGACAACCCAGCCAAACAGAACAUAGAACAAGUGACGUUAUUGGAGAAAGCUGUGAAAGCCCACAGUGCUGCGGUCAAAUGGAAAGGAUAGAUACCCGCACACUGUCGAAAACGUGGAAAUUAUUUAAAACAGAGGCUCAGAUGCAAAAAUAUGUUGUAUAUUAUUAUGUUAUUUAUUAGAAAAUGAUGCCCCAAAAUGUGCAUAGUGCAAUAAGGUGCAUAAAUAAAAUUGAUAAGACAAACAUUUUCGUUUACUCAACCAUCAUCAGUGACAGAGUACUGCAGACACGCAUGCUAAAAUACAUCACGAAAGGUUUGAAGUUCACCAGUCAAGUGUUUUUUUCCUGUAUGUUUGGAUUAAUGAUGUAGCCUAUAUAAACACAAUCAAUAUGUAUGACUAUGGUUUGGCUGAGUCCAGGCGAUCCGUGGCCAGGCCAUAGACAGAUACCUUCUGAGGCUGAAGCUGCAGGCCAUCGAGGACCUGACCUCCAUGCCUGAGAUCUUCAUGGACACCUCGUACGCUGUGGUCAACCACUAAAACCUCUCCACUAGCCAGGAAACUAGCUAGGUAUCUGGACAUUGGCCUUUUCCAUGUCGCUCAUUGCUGUCAUCCGACCAGACAACCCAAUAUGGUGGCUGAAUACCAUAUGGCAAUGCAGUGGCAGUGUUUAUACAACCGUUUUGGUUGAAUUCCUGCUAUUUGACUUUUUGGUUGAUAAAAACUGCGCCCUGAGGUAGUACUGAAAUACAGCUUGCUUGCUUUUCUGUCUUCCCCGCACGAUUGGGACAGCUGUAGCCAAACUUAGCAAUUAGCUAUCGAGCUAAUGUUGUCAGUAGCCAACACUAUUACCGUCAGCAAAGUGUCAGCUUGGUUAGCCCAUUUUAUACCUACACUACCAUGCUUAGUCAUUAGUAGUUAGCUAAUGAGGCUACUUGGGGGUCUAGCUAAUGCACAUACUGUAAUGCACUCUGUCUCUCCCCCUUCCCCUCUUUCUCCUCCUCCAAAGGUACCAGCCAAGACGGACUGCGUGAUGUGCUUCGGGCCCUUAGCGCCUGACAGCUAUGGCAUGUGCUACAACCCCAUGGCAGAACAUCAACUUUGCUGUGUCGGCGUUCAACAGCUGCGAUGAGACCAACGCGGAGGAGGCUCUGCUGGACACGUGGAGGCUACUGGAGCGCACGCCAAGCUGUGAGAGGCAAGACUGGGUCAAGCUAGACAUAGUUUAG
Messenger RNA from Coregonus sp. 'balchen', 11319 nucleotides. The record is from the annotation of a GenBank genome assembly. Lineage: Eukaryota; Metazoa; Chordata; Actinopteri; Salmoniformes; Salmonidae.